Lonchura striata (white-rumped munia) is the source of this 1544-nucleotide messenger RNA. RefSeq names its product argininosuccinate synthase 1 (gene ASS1). Lineage: Eukaryota; Metazoa; Chordata; Aves; Passeriformes; Estrildidae. Gene Ontology annotation, molecular function: ATP binding; argininosuccinate synthase activity. Gene Ontology annotation, cellular component: cytoplasm. The record is from RefSeq and is a predicted model, not a curated record. Gene Ontology annotation, biological process: L-arginine biosynthetic process; urea cycle.
CGGACCAGAGCACCGAGGGCAGCCGGACACCGGGAGUGCCACCAUGGCUCAUUCCAAGGGCACAGUGGUCCUGGCUUACAGCGGGGGGCUCGACACCUCCUGCAUCCUGGUGUGGCUGAAGGAGCAGGGCUACGACGUCGUCGCCUACCUGGCCAACAUUGGGCAGAAGGAAGAUUUUGAGGCAGCACGAAAGAAAGCUCUGGCACUGGGGGCCAAGAAGGUUUACAUCGAGGACGUCAGCCGGGAGUUCGUGGAGAAGUUCAUCUGGCCGGCAGUCCAGGCCAACGCGCUCUACGAGGAUCGCUACCUGCUGGGCACAGCCCUGGCACGGCCCUGCAUCGCCCGCGGGCUCGUGGCCAUCGCCCAGCAAGAGGGAGCCCAGCAUGUCGCCCACGGGGCCACGGGCAAGGGCAAUGACCAGGUUCGGUUUGAGCUCAGCUGCUAUGCCCUGUGUCCCAAGAUCAAGGUUGUCGCGCCGUGGAGGCUGCCCGAGUUUUACCAGCGCUUUCCUGGACGCCCUGAGCUGAUGGAUUAUGCCAAGAAACAUGGGAUCCCAGUGCCUGUGACACCCCAGACACCCUGGAGCAUGGAUGAGAACCUAAUGCACAUCAGCUACGAAGCCGGGAUCCUGGAGAACCCCAAGAACCAGGCUCCUCCCGGGCUCUACACCAAGACCUGUGACCCAGCCAACUCUCCCGACACCCCAGAUGUGCUGGAGAUCCAGUUUGAGCGGGGUGUCCCAGUGAAAGUCACCAACACUGGGGAUGGAGCCACUCGUUCCUCAGCCCUGGAGCUCUUUGUGUACCUAAACGACAUCGCGGGCAAGCACGGGGUUGGGCGCAUCGACAUCGUGGAGAACCGCUUCAUUGGGAUGAAGUCCAGAGGUAUCUAUGAGACCCCAGCAGGAACGAUCCUAUACCAUGCACAUUUAGAUAUCGAGGCCUUCACCAUGGACCGGGAAGUGAGGAAAAUCAAGCAGGGACUCUCCUUGAAAUUCUCAGAGCUGGUGUACAACGGCUUCUGGCACAGCCCUGAGUGCGAGUUCCUGCGGGAGUGCAUCGGGCGCUCGCAGGAGCCCGUGGUGGGCACCGUGCGCCUGUCGGUCUUCAAGGGCCAGGUCUACAUCCUGGGCAGGGAGUCCCCACGGUCGCUCUACAACGAGGAGCUGGUGAGCAUGAACGUGCAAGGGGACUACGAGCCCGCCGACGCCACCGGCUUCAUCAACAUCAACUCCCUCAGGCUGAAGGAAUAUCAUCGUCUCCAGAGCAAGGUCACCGUAAAGCAGGAUGAAUAGCAAUCAAUCGCACGCGAGCCUCCCGCUCCCCUUUCUAAUUCCUCUAAGAAGUAGCGCUAAUUGUGGUGGCAAUUUGUAAUUGUAACUCGUCUCCCUGGAGCGGCGGAGGUGACGGCUUUGUUACGGGGCUGCAAGUGAAAUGCAAUCGCGGGGUGGGGGGGGAAAAAAGAGGUUUAUCCAUCGGAGGAGAAGUGGGGAAAGAAAUAAACCCCCAGCCACGCGUGGGUCCGGCACCGAGAGCCGGGAUUUA